Phyllotreta striolata is the source of this 890-nucleotide messenger RNA. The record is from the annotation of a GenBank genome assembly. Lineage: Eukaryota; Metazoa; Arthropoda; Insecta; Coleoptera; Chrysomelidae.
UAUCGGUAUGUUGAUUUUGUUUUGUAAUGUUUGUAUUUGUUUGUAUAAUAUAAUCCGGCCAGGCCCAGUCUGAUUCGGUUAUAAAAAAGUGCAAAUUUAUUAAUUUAAUUAACAAAUAUUCUAUUCAUACAAAUUUAAAAAGACGUAACAACAUUUUAGGCCCAUAAUAAAUAAGUGCGAUAACACAUCAAGUACAUCAAGCUUCGGUUAAGUCGAAUACAGAUAAUGUAAACAUCGGAAAUAUUUUUUCAACAGUUUAAGGCUUGCGAAAUGUGCGAUAACGACAGCUCUUGCAAAUGCUACAAGCACACAGCGGCCGCUCAGUCUCUGGAAGAAAUGGACUUCGAACGGGGCAUUUGGAGCCCCGCUCAAUACGGGGACCUCGAAAGGGUCUCGGAUGUUUUGAAAAAGGGAAGAGACGUCGACGUCAGGGAUUCCGCUGGAUACACUGCUUUGCACUACGCUUCCAGGAACGGUCAUUUGAGGGUUUGCAAAUUCCUGGUGGAGAAUGGGGCCGAUGUUAAUGCGAGAACUAACGGGGGAGUUACGGCCCUGGCCCGAGCCUGUAGCACCGGGAAAGAAGAUAUUGUGGAUUUCCUCUUAUCCGUGAAUGCUGACCCGUUUAUCCAGGAUUCAGAUGGAAAAACCGCCCUGCACCGAGCAGCACUUAACAAACAUUACCGGAUUUGCCGGCGGCUUUUGAAGGCAGCGCCGAAUUUGUACGAAUUAGCUGACAAUAAGAAUUUCAAAGUGAAUCCCGAUGAUUUUCCGGGGAAUUACAGCUAAUCGAGUUAAAGAAGGGUUGUGUACAUGCUUGUUAUUUUUUUAUAAUUGCUUAAGAUUCUAUUUUUAACGUUAAAUUGUGAAAAUAAAAAUCGGUUAUAAAGUUA